Messenger RNA from Paramuricea clavata, 857 nucleotides. NCBI's taxonomy places the organism in Eukaryota, Metazoa, Cnidaria, Anthozoa, Malacalcyonacea, Plexauridae. The record is from the annotation of a GenBank genome assembly.
AUGUCGCCAGACCCUCAAACUCAAUCCAUGUUCAAACUUUGCCAGCGGAAUAUUUUGGGAGAAGUCAAGGUACACAAACAAAAGAAAGUACCAAAACCAAGGUCACAAAAGGAACACAAACCUGCAUCACCAGUGACUUGUUGUCAAAUUACUUGUCAAAGCCCAAGAUGGUCUCAACCUGUUCACAAACUGAUCCAUGCAGUCAACAUGGUUAUGGACAAAGAUGAAAACACCAAUAGAGAUGAAAGUGGGAAAGCAAGUGAAGGUAUGAGCAUUACACAGGCCACAUUGGAAGUUUGCAGAAGUACUAAGACUUAGAGCAAUCAGAAAAUGAAUCCGAUGGUGAAGAAAGUUUUGAUGAAGAAAGUUGUACUGAAGACUAUAGUAUGACAUCAGGAGAGGAAAGUGAAAUGGAGGGAUGUCCUGAAAAAGAUAAGGAGCAGGAUGAAACAAUAAUUCUCACCAGUGAGAAGUCUGUCAAGGACCAAUUAAAAUUUAUAGUUUGUGAAGAGUCUAUUGCAACAACUUUUCGUGUGUGCCUUAAAUGUGGAAGCCGCUUCUCUGUUUUGGUCACAAGUAUAAUUGGAAGCUACUGCAAGAUCUUAAUCUCAUGUUCAUCUUCAGCACAGCAUAAUAUAUCCUGGUCAACAGGACCCCUUAUGAAUAGAUUACCUGCUUUUAACCUACUUAUGGCAGCUAGUAUCCUAAGCACUGGUAUGGAAUCUAACAAAAUAAUGAGAUUUAUGGAAUCAUUAAACAUUUUGUGCUUCAAGAGGCGAGAGUUGUCAAACAUCCAAAGUGCAUAUGUUAUCCCAGCUGUAAUAAGUGCUUGGAAAAUGGAACAGCAUAAAUUAUAG